AUGAACCCGUCAACCCAAGGUCAUGGGUUCGAGCGUAGUAGUGACAUUAGAGGUAUGCCGUCGACUACCAUCUUCCUACCACAUCGUUCAUUUACCACAGCAGCAAAUUUAGCUACCCCCGAACUCGAAGAUAACCAGGUAUCCCAGAGUUCCCGGCGUGGACUCCUUUCAGGGAGAAGAGAAUGGUCUAGAGUCAACUCAUUCCAAUCAGAUGACACUCCCCCUCCCACAUCUAGAUCAUUGCAUACAAUGACAGAAGGUCAUAAUGAUAAUGCUACUCUACAAGGCAAGAUCCCUUCCGACCCUUUGACACACUACACCUACGUCCCAAGCUAUCUCAAUGAGAAAGGCUUAGUAACACGGCACAUUGGUAAAGUUACGAAGGUUAGUGAGGUCGCAAAAGCGGACACACUCCCUGCACCCUUGCAAACUCCAAGAAAAGGAUAUAGGACACGUAUUCUCAAUGAUCGAAUGGACUCAUACCGUUCAAUCGAUCAACCCGAGGAUCAUGGGCCCAUAUAUUCCCCAAAGAGACGAGAAAUGGAAGGGGAUCAGGGGGACAAUAAAGAUGCGAUACAAGCGAACAUCAACACUCGACAAAUAAGUAGUGUAGGAGCCACGCUGGAUAGAGACGUUAAUAAACGAUUAAUGGAGCGGGCUGUGUAUGCCAGCUCCCGGGGCACCUCCACUAAAGGCAACCUUUCUCCUUCUGUACGACCCAAUGAAGCCACUCAGGGCGCCAUUUCCUCUGCUGGUACUAUACAUGUAGCGCUCCCCUCCCCAGUGUCCAAACCCUCCUUGCCACCACCACGAUCUACAAAAACGAUGCCUCGUUCAAACAUUCCUAAACUCUGGAUCCCCACAGCUAUUGACACGAAUCAUGCCUCGGACCCAAAGAACCUGACGAUCACCACUUCUGACAUUUCUAGCCCAACAAUUCCGAAGCCGCCACCUGCGCCAAUCCUUCCAAUCGGUUCGAAGGGAAAAUCCAGCACCGACAUCAACUUAAUAAAUAGAGAUGAAGAAGAUCCCAUGUUUGCUACGACCUCGCAUGGCCUCGCAGAGAAUGAUAAAUCGCGUGAUGAUCCAGCAUUACAUUCGCCUGUUAACUUUGAUGAAAUAUUUAUCAGUCAUAGCGACAUAGAUUCAUCUGGUGUACCCCCUCCAUCUGAUAACCAGUAG
Messenger RNA from Acaulospora colombiana, 1182 nucleotides. The record is from the annotation of a GenBank genome assembly. NCBI's taxonomy places the organism in Eukaryota, Fungi, Glomeromycota, Glomeromycetes, Diversisporales, Acaulosporaceae.